Patella vulgata (common limpet) is the source of this 6090-nucleotide messenger RNA. RefSeq names its product centrosomal protein of 57 kDa. Gene Ontology annotation, molecular function: microtubule binding; identical protein binding; gamma-tubulin binding. Bases 106 to 1647 code for a protein of 513 amino acids. The transcript has 9 exons. Gene Ontology annotation, cellular component: centrosome. The record is from RefSeq and is a predicted model, not a curated record. NCBI's taxonomy places the organism in Eukaryota, Metazoa, Mollusca, Gastropoda, Patellidae.
UGUCGAUGUUACUUUCAGCGGUAUGUUUACGUUUGUGAAACUUCACAGAAGAAAUUGUAUUAGAAAUUCGGUGAAAUAUUAAAAUUUACAGACCUAAAUAUAAAGAUGGCUUACAGCCCAGGUAAUAAGGCAAGAACAGAUAUUCCUAUGAUGACUGCUACACCAACCAAACAUUCUUCACCUGAUAGUGAUGUAGACGAACCGGAAGAGAUGUUCAUCCCGUUUCAAACUUAUCCUAAAACAAGACCCUUUAUAAAUUCAGAUUAUACUCAGUCACCUACUAAACCUAUUAUACCAUUUCCUGAAAGUAGUAGAGAUGGUAUUUAUUCGGCAAUGAAGAAUUUACAAGAGAAGGUUCGUAGAUUAGAAUUAGAGAGAACGGCUGCAGAAGAUAAUCUGAAAACUCUGGCAACGGAGACCACGCAAUAUUCUUCAUCCAUAUUACAGCGAACUCAACAAUCAGAGAAAUUAGCCAAUGAUAUUGUAGCUAAGCAAACACUAGAAUUAGAAAGUCAGUUAACGGCAGCGGAAUCACGAUGUGGUAUGUUAGAGAAACAGUUAGAUCACAUGCGACAGAUGGUCCACCAUUCAACACAAGAACAGCUCAACUCAGCACGCAGACGAUUAGAACUGGAGAAACAGACUGAUUCCAACGCUUCAUCACAGUUCCGCAGUCAGCUCAAUAAGAUAUCAGAUCUAGAGCGAGAACAUUUAAAACUGACAGCAACCCAGUCAAUAUCGGAGAAUAAAAUUCGUGAAUUAGAGCAAAAAUUACAACAAGAAGAUAUUCACCGUAAACUUAUUUUACAGAGAACAGCGGAGCUUCAAGCUCGUCCACCAUCAUCAUACAUCACCCAGAAUUACAGUGGGAGUGAUGAUAUACCUAUAAAACUACCAAAUAAAACAAAAAAGAAAAUGGUGAAAAAGAAAAAAAAGAAAACUGUGACGGCCAGCGAGAAAGGAAAUCUGCACCCGACAAAGAAAUGUAGCAAACAUAACGAUCCCACUUCUCAUUAUCGUCUCAAUCUGGCAGAAAUACCGUUUGUUGCUGGCAAGUCAACUGGUCCUAGUCAUUCUGUAGGUGCGAAUGUACAGAAAGUUAUAUCAAUGAUGAAAUCACACAACCUAGCGCUAUGUUCAGCCAUGUAUAACGGCCACAGUCAGAGAUCACCGAGCAUGUCAUCGUCAUCAAGUACUAACAGUCUGGAUAACGACAUGUCUGAAAUAUUACAACAAUUACAAGAUGAGUUCGGACAACUUAGCAUAGAACACGAAGAGUUAGUGAAUCAUAUCGAUGAGGCGUCUGAUUUACGAGUAAAACAAGAUUUAAGGCGGGAACUGGAUCGUAUAAUACGUCGUCUGGAAACAAAAAGUCAACAAAUAUCAAAAGUUAGAUCACAUCAACAAAAGUUGGCAGAAUUAAAGAAAAAAGGUAAACACAGAAGAACAGAUGUAGUGAAUCGACUAUCACCCCAGCGUCCGUACUCCGCUGCGCCUCGACUAACAUCCACUAAACAAAACAACACAAAACAAACCAAUAAAAAUAUUUCUAGUCCGCGUUCCGCUGGUGGUGCAGCGUUAAAUGUUUUAAAUGAUAUGCGUAAAUUACAGACAACGUUACGGAAGGAUGAUGUGAGCUGGGAAUGACACACUCGGAUAAUUUAAUAAUGGUUUUUAUAUUUAUGUUAUUUUAUUUACUGAGGUAUUAUUUAUAAAAAUUUAAACUACAAUAUAAUGAAAAACCAGCGCAUAAAGCAAGCAAGAAAUUAAUGUGAGGAAAAAUAUUAAUGUGAGCAAUGAAAUAAUAAAAGUAAGAAAUUAAUGUGGACAAUGAAUUAGUGUGGGCAAUGAAUUAAUGAGAGCAAUGAAUGAAUGAGAGCAAGAUAUUAAUGUGAUUAAUGAGAGAUUGGCAAGAUAUUAUUGUGGCCAAGCAAUUAAUGUGAGAAAGAAAUUAAUUUGUGGAAUUAAUGUGAGAAAGAAAUUAAUUUGUGGAAUUAAUGUGAGCGGAAAAUUAAUGUAAAAAUUUAAUGUAAGAAAUUAAUGCAAGCAAGAAAUUAAUGUAAGAAAUUAUUGUUAGCAAGAAAAUAAUAUUAGCAAGAAAAUAAUCUGGACAACAAUGUGAGCAAGAAUUUAAUGUGAGUAAGAAAUUAAUGUCGUUGAGAAAUUAAUGGAAGCAAUGAAUCAAGAAAUUAAUUAAUGUGAGCAAGAAAUUAAUGUAACUAAGAAAUUAAUGUGAAAAAUGAAAUAAAAUUACAAGGAAAAAAUAUUACAAGCAAAAAAUGUAAGAAAUGUGAGCAAUGAAUUAAUUGUGAGCUAGAAAUGUAAGCAAUGAAUUAAUGUAAGCAAGAAAUUUGAGCAAUGAAUUAAUUGUGAGUAAUGGAAUAAAAUCACAAGCACGAUAUAUUACAAGCACAAAAAUGAUAAAAGCAAGAAAUUAAUGCUAGCAAGAAAUUAAUGCUAGAAAGAAAUUAAUGCUAGCAUGAAAUUAUUGCAAGAGAUGUAUUCUAUUGCCAGUCAUUGAGAUCAGAUAAAUAGAGGAUAUUUGUCGUUUUAGAGUGAAUAACAUAUUUUAUUUCAUCGAGAAGCAAGAAAACUUAUAUUUUCACGAAUGCGUAGCAUGAGUGAAAAUAUAAACGUUUUCUUGCUUAGAGAUGAAAUAAAAUAUGUUAUUCACGACAAAACGACAAAUGUUCUAUUUAUUUUAUGAUUUUACAAUCAUUUUAGGUAAAAACAACUAGGCAGUGGAAUAACACUUUUAUUUCACUGAUAAAACGCGGUAUUCCACUACUGAUCAUAAAAUAAAGUAUUAUAUAUAAUGUCUUUACCCGGUAGAUCAGCUGUCUCAUGUCAAAUAGAACACACCUUAAAACAAAACCAAAACAAUAUUCUCCAGUGAUUAUUGCCAUUAUGCUCAUAACAUGGGGUUUUAUUUUAUGUUAAAAUUACUAGACAAGACUAGGACACAACAGGUUGUAUUAAAAUCAAUAUUGGGCUGUGGAUGGCCGAAUGGUUAGCACAGGCGCGUUAGAUCAUAAGGUCUGUCAUUGAGUCAUCUGGCAUGGUUUUGAUUCCCUGGUUGUACGUGACAAGGAGUAGGGUCGCCUAUCCAACCUCGUGGGUUUUCUCCGGGUCCUCCGGUUUCUUCCCACAGUUAAAGACAAAGACCCCUACAUGCAAUCAAAUUAUUGAAUUAAAAUUGAUCCAUGUGUUAGUCCCGAAAUGACAUAGUUUGUGUCGAGUAGGCCUUAAACCCCAUUUCUCUCUUUCUCUAAAAUCAAUAUGCAGUAAUUUCAUGACACAUUAAGAAUACUUGCUUGUCAUUGGUUGGUUGUAGUAAUCCUAGUAAACAUUUAUCUUCUGGCCAGUCUCUAAAACAUUUUAGUUUAACUUUGUGUAAAUAAAACCCCAGGUAUUGUAGUCAAUAAAUAGUGAUAUUAGUAGUAAAGGGACAUUUAGACAUAAUGAAUCAAAAAUCACCAUUAGAUAUUAAUAGAAUCAUAAGAAAACUGAUCAAAGAUCUGUAUUUAAUUAUAACAUCGGGAUGUUAUAAUCAUAACGGCCAUUUUAAAUUCAUAAUAUCUUUCUGAAUACUGGACGGAGUUAAAUCACGUUUAGUUGACAUUCCUUCUGGAGUUUAAUAUUGCGUAUUGGCAUGGGAUUUAAACCCCUAAUAUGACAUUCAGCGGAAAUAUCUUUUUAAUAUAUCAUAGGUUUAAUAUGUCUGGGGCUAAAUGGUCUAACUUGUACGCUUUAAAUCAUAAGGUCUGUCAUUGAAUCCAGUGGCAUGGUUUGGAUUCCCAGUUUGUACUCGACAAUUGUAUCAUAAGGUCUGUCAUUGAGUCAACUGGUUUGGUUUCGAUUCCCCGAAUGAACCUGACAAGGACUAGGGUCUCCUGUACGCAAGUGAAUUAUUAAAAUAAAGUUGAACCCUGUUAGUCCCGAAUUUACCUGGUUUGUGUCAAGUGGAUGUUUAACCCCAUCUCUCUCUCUCUCUCUCUCUCUCUCUCUCACUCUCUCUCUAUCUCUCUCUCUCAAACAAUAGUAUAGAGUUAAUAAUUAAUAUAGGUAACACUAUUUAAUAUUAUUUAAUCAUCGUUAUUUCUAUCGUAAAUAAAUUAAUGCUUGAUUUUCAACGUUUAGUUCUUUAUUCACAGACCUUCAUCGAAUGUUGAAAACCCAAAGUUUAUUUAUUUAAUUUUAUUUAUAUAUAUUUAUAUCCAGGUAAUAAUUUAUAAAAUUAUUUUUGGCCUUUGAUUAUUGAGUCAGAAUUGAUAAAGAAAAAAUAAUUAUUGACAUUUCAAACUUUGUGCCAGACAUGUAUUAUGCAAGAUCUAAAUCUGCCUAUUUGCAGGUCUUUCUUUAGGCCCGAAAUGUUAUCUAAAUUAUUAAUUAGACAUUAAUUAACUUAUCCAGACCAUAAUCAACUCUUGAUGCCAUAGCUACCCUGCGAUAUUUACUGGAUUUGAAUACAUUUGGUGAUGGAUGAUUUAACGUCAGAAUGGUUAAUCAAGCCUUUGUUUAUUGUUGUACUAAAUUUAGUAAUGAUAAUCGAGAAUAGUCUUAAAUUGGAUUGUUUGUAUCUCGGUUCAGAGUGAAGUAAUUUGACUGAAAUUCUCAGCAUAUUCUAUUUACAUUAUCUAUUUUUUAACUAUUAUAGCAAUAACUGUCAUUUAUAACUGUCAUUGUCCCUUUAAUAAAAUCAAUAGAAACACAUAAAAAAAAAAUACAAAUCAAUGGCGUCCGAGCGGUUGUUUGAAUUUCUGCUAGACAAUAUCUGUAAUCAGUGCUUUAUUCCCAGGUCUUCUGUUUUAUUCCUUGUUGUUGAGUAAGAUAAAAAAACUUCAGUUUAAAUUCUCAAACAUUCUGUUAAGUUCAUUCCAGUAAGCUCAAGUUUUAUUUUAUCUUUGCGUAACAAUGAGCCUAAUUUUAAUGAUUAAAUUGUUUCAAUGGCGUUUAGUAAUUGAACUGAAAAUAAGACAUUUUUUCUAGUCUUCUCGUGGUCUUUAUCAAGCAAUCAGACUAGAGAAGCUUAGCAGAAACGUCACUCAGUAAUAUAAUUCUAAAAUACUUUUUUGCAUAUAAUUUGGUACUGUGUUUUUCCAAUUCGAUUAGGGUGCCACGGUGGCUAAGUACGUAAGACGCUGGCUCUCUAGCCUGGAGGUCGUGUGUUUGAUCCCUAUAUUGUCCGAGAAAGUUCAUUGGGAUUUCCGGUGUAGUUUCCCCCAUGUCAGUGGUACAGGACGGAGGGCCUGAUAAGGACAGCUGUCUAGUCACUCGAAUGAAAAAACGAGGUCCUGUGUACACAUUGGCGUGCACGUAAAAGAUCCCUUGGCAGUUGGAAUUCGAUAUAAAAGUAGGCCAUAGUGCCGAUGCCCGGACAAAAUUCCCUCAUAGCACACUGUAUGGCGUAUGCCCAUCUUCAUUAUCCCAGUCAGACCAGAACAGUAGGACGUUGAACUUCAUUUCAUCUCCAAUUCAAUUACUAAAUGUUGUUGAGAAUAAUUAUAUUCAGUAUUUUAUGUGUAUUGUUAUUAUAUUCCUCACCAAUUAUUAUUUUAAUUCAUGGCUGGCCAAAUUUGUUUUUAAAAUAAAAUAUCAGUUUAACUGUAAUAUAACAAAAAGGCUAUAGUUGGUAAUAAUGAUUAUGAACUGCAAUAGUUAUACUUAAAAUACAGAUGUGACAUCAUCCUUUGAUGUUGGGUACCAUUAUUUCACAUAAUGGUACGGGCAAUGUGCCAAUCGUACCUUAUUUAUACUAGUUGAAAUAUUGGACCCGCGUGACGCAUUUCAUUGAAAUGCACGUGCUGGAUAGUGUCUGUAUUUUAAGUUGUUUAAUGGUUUUGUGCAAGACAUUGCGUAAUAUAUAGAUAUAGCCCUCGUGUUAUCGCGUACUCGUACAAUAUCAAUAUAUUACUUAAUGUCUCGCACUCGACCAUUAAACUAUGGUCAUAAUGUAUGUAACCCAUUCAGUCAUUUAAUAAGGGUUGCCAGUCACCAUAUUAUUACCUCUCAUGCAAGCCUUGAAUGUAUUCCAUUGUACAUAUAAAAUGUAUUAAUUGUAUAAUAAUAAUAAAGUCAUAUUUUACAAAA